Molecule: messenger RNA, 2321 nt
Organism: Galeopterus variegatus (Sunda flying lemur)
Lineage: Eukaryota; Metazoa; Chordata; Mammalia; Dermoptera; Cynocephalidae
Gene: PA2G4
Product: proliferation-associated 2G4, 38kDa
Exons: 14
Coding region: 171-1355 (394 amino acids)
Source: RefSeq, a predicted model, not a curated record
CGCGCGCUCGCAGCUUCUUGCUCUCGCCUGCCCGCCCGCUCCCUUGCUUGCUCGCGCUUUUGCUCGCGCUCUCCCGGCCGAUCGAGGGGGCUCUAGCCACAGCCCGCGGCUGGGAAGGAGACGCGGCGGCUCAGGGGAAGCGAGGCUGCAGUGGUGGUGGUGGUAGGAAGAUGUCGGGCGAGGACGAACAGCAGGAGCAAACUAUCGCCGAGGACCUGGUCGUGACCAAGUAUAAGAUGGGGGGCGACAUCGCCAACCGUGUACUUCGGUCUUUGGUGGAGGCAUCCAGCUCAGGUGUGUCGGUACUGAGCCUGUGUGAGAAAGGUGAUGCCAUGAUUAUGGAAGAGACAGGGAAAAUCUUCAAGAAAGAGAAGGAAAUGAAGAAAGGUAUUGCUUUUCCUACCAGCAUUUCAGUAAAUAACUGUGUGUGUCACUUUUCCCCUUUGAAGAGUGACCAGGACUAUAUACUCAAGGAAGGUGACUUGGUAAAAAUUGACCUUGGGGUCCACGUGGAUGGCUUCAUUGCUAAUGUGGCUCACACCUUUGUGGUUGAUGUAGCUCAGGGGACCCAAGUAACAGGGCGGAAAGCAGAUGUCAUUAAGGCUGCUCACCUUUGUGCUGAAGCUGCCCUACGCCUUGUCAAACCUGGAAACCAGAACACACAAGUGACAGAAGCCUGGAACAAAGUUGCCCACUCAUUUAACUGCACGCCAAUAGAAGGUAUGCUGUCACACCAAUUGAAACAGCAUGUCAUUGAUGGAGAGAAAACAAUUAUCCAGAAUCCCACAGACCAACAGAAGAAGGACCAUGAAAAAGCUGAAUUUGAGGUACAUGAAGUAUAUGCCGUGGACGUUCUCGUCAGCUCAGGAGAGGGCAAGGCCAAGGAUGCAGGACAGAGAACCACCAUUUACAAACGAGACCCCUCUAAACAGUACGGCCUGAAAAUGAAAACUUCACGUGCCUUCUUCAGUGAGGUGGAAAGGCGUUUUGAUGCCAUGCCAUUUACUUUAAGAGCGUUUGAAGAUGAGAAGAAGGCCCGAAUGGGUGUGGUAGAAUGUGCCAAACAUGAACUGCUGCAACCAUUUAAUGUUCUCUAUGAGAAGGAGGGUGAAUUUGUUGCUCAGUUUAAAUUUACAGUUCUGCUCAUGCCCAAUGGCCCCAUGAGGAUAACCAGUGGUCCCUUUGAGCCUGACCUCUACAAGUCUGAGAUGGAGGUCCAGGAUGCAGAGUUAAAGGCCCUCCUCCAGAGUUCUGCAAGUCGGAAAACUCAGAAAAAGAAAAAAAAGAAGGCUUCCAAGACUGCAGAGAAUGCCACCAGUGGGGAAACAUUAGAAGAAAAUGAAGCUGGGGACUGAGGACCGCCUGCAGAGCAGGGUCUCCCUGCCCCCAGUCCAGUCCCCCAGCCCACCCCCUUCCAACAAAAACCAGCUCCAACUGACUCUGGUCUUGGGAUGCCAGUCUUCCCAGCCACCGAAGACUACUUUAAAUAGAAAAAAAGAAAUUGAAUAAUAAAAUCAAGAGUCAAAAUCCAUCGUCUUCAAGCCCCUCUUUCUAGCCUUUUCUACUACUCUGCUUGGUCAAGGUAUGUGGCCCUACAACAGAACCGAGAAGAGGCUAAAUUAGCCAUUGCCACUGAAAACUCAGCUGAAAUUUUUUUAUACCAGUCUGAUGUCAGCUUUUCCCAUCUAUAUGGGGCUUUUUCCUCUCUCCCACUCUCCCCAAGUAUUUUGUCUGGCCUCAAAAUUAAAAGGAGCUGUUCUUCAGAUUGUUUUUAUUCACAUGUGGCAGAUUCCUCACUGACACAGGCUGUCUAGUCAGGCCCCUCCCAUUUUUUGGAGCUGGAGCCUCCAUUUAUGAAGAGAUUCUCAUCUAUCAAGUGGAUGCUCAUUUGUGAAACUUUUUAGUCAUUUUUGUUCUGCAGGGCCUUUUUUUCUUCCCAUUUUCACAAAGCUGUAAAGAAGUAAUCCAUCUCAACCUUGUCCUUUUCUCUGGAAUCAGUCUGGUCUUCCCUCACUCCCAUCUUACACAAACCUGAGCCGGAAGCUCAACCAUGGUUUUGUUCCCCAUUUGAAAUACUCUGACCUCCCUCCCUUGAAAGAAAACCCAGGAACCAGAGGAGUAGAACUGAAGACACAACUACUGGCUUUCUGAAGCUGUGGACUGGAUUGGAUGAAUUGCUGGGGGUUUGUAGAGAAAGGUGACAAAUUUCAGUACCUCCGGCAUGCUGUCCCAGGGAACUCGGGCAUCCACUAACUUAUGAGGUUUUUAAACACGUUGAAAACGACAUGGCGUUAAAAUAAAUUUCGAUUUGCUCAUACUGA